Messenger RNA from Adineta steineri, 1554 nucleotides. Lineage: Eukaryota; Metazoa; Rotifera; Eurotatoria; Adinetida; Adinetidae. The record is from the annotation of a GenBank genome assembly.
AUGACUACUUUUAAUGGACCAGAUUAUUUCUGGAAAGGUGCUCAAACACUUAAAGUACCGAUGGAAUUAUUUAAAUUAAAUCGUCAACGUCUUUGUGAAGCAUUACGUGCUCAUCGAACAUUACCAUCGGAAUCAUUUGUUUUUUUACAAGGUGGUGCAAGUGAAAUGCGUUAUUGCAGUGAUCAUGAACCAUUAUUUCGUCAAGAAUCAUAUUUUCAUUGGGCAUUUGGUGUGAUUGAACCAGAUUUUUUUGGUGUAAUUAAUGUUCAUAAUGGCGAAUCAAUAUUAUUCAUACCACGUUUGCCAUCAUCCUAUGUUGCAUGGAUGGGUAAAAUCAAAGAAACUGAUGAAUUUAAAAAAAUCUAUCAUGUUGAUCAUGUUUAUUAUGUUGAUGAAUUGGAAAAAGUUUUUAAUGAAAUUGUUGGAACAUCGAAAUUAAUUCUGGUAUUAAAUGGUUUAAAUACCGAUAGUGGAAAAGAAUCGAAAGCAGCUAGUUUUGAAGGAAUGGACAAAUUUCAUGUUGAUAAAACAACAUUACAUCCAAUUAUUAGUGAAUGUCGAGUUUUUAAAACGGAUUUAGAAUUGGAUGUUAUGCGAUAUGCUAAUAAAAUUAGUUCAGAAGCACAUAAAUUUGUUAUGCUCAAUAUUAAAGAUGGAAUGCAUGAAUAUGAACUUGAAGCAUUAUUUCAAUAUUAUUGUCAACGUCAUGGUGGUAUGCGUCAUAUGUCUUAUACUUGUAUUUGUGCAACUGGUGAAAAUCCAGCAGUACUUCAUUAUGGUCAUGCUGGUGCACCUAAUGAUCGUCAAUUAACAUCAAAGGAUAUGUGUUUAUUCGAUAUGGGUGGUGAAUAUUAUUGUUAUGCAUCAGAUAUAACUUGUGCCUUUCCAGUAUCUGGUCAUUUUACCAAAGAACAACGAAUCAUAUAUGAAGCUGUUCUUGAUGCAAAUCGUCAAGUAAUGAAAAGUGUUCGACCAGGUGUAUCUUGGACUGAUAUGCAUUUAAUAGCUGAACGUACACAACUUGAACAUUUAAAAGCUGCUGGUCUUAUUCAAGGUGAUAUUGAUGAAAUGAUGAAUGUUCGUUUAUGUUCUGUAUUUAUGCCACAUGGUCUUGGACAUAUGAUUGGCAUUGAUACGCAUGAUGUUGGUGGUUAUCCUGAUCCACAAACACGUUCAUCAUUACCUGGCUUAAAAUCAUUACGAACAAAUCGUUUAUUACAAGAACGUAUGUGUUUAACAAUUGAACCGGGAAUUUAUUUUAAUCAAGGUUUAAUAAAUAAUGCAUAUGAAAAUGAAGAAUUUAAGAAAUUUUUAAAUCGUGAUGAAAUCAAUAAAUAUUUACAUGUUGGAGGUGUACGAAUUGAAGAUGAUAUUGUUGUUACAAAUAAUGGUUGUGAAUUGUUAACAGUUGUUCCACGUACUUGUGAUGAAAUUGAAGAAUGGAUGAAAUAUAAUGAUAAACAAGUUAUUGACAAAAUUGAUUAUAAAUUAUUUGAUGAAUUAAAUAAAAAACAUCAAUAUAAAAACCAAGAUUUAACAGUAAAAAACAAGUAA